AUGGAUAACCUUUGCCAUUGUGGUGCUAUUUCAACAAGAUCUAUGGUGCAGAAAAAAGCAGACCCAGGAGUGGUCACUAUUCCUUGUUCUAUUGGGUCACUUGAUUUUUCUAAGGCUUUGUCUGAUCUGGGAGCGAGUAUUAACCUGAUGCCAUUUGUAGUUUAUAAGAAGUUAGGUUUGGGGGCUCCUAUACCCACCAACAUGCGACUAGUGGUGGCAGAUAGGUCAGUGAAGCAGCUAGUGGGAAUAUUGUAUGAUGUGUUAGUUAAGGUGGAUAGCUUUAUAUUCCCUGUAGAUUUUGUUAUUUUGGAUUCCAAUAUAGAUUUCGACGUGCCCAUAAUCUUGGAUAGGCCAUUCCUUGCAACUAGAAGUGUACUUAUUGAUUUGCGAGCUAAUGAGCUCUUAUUCAGGCUUAAUAAUGAUGUAAUGUGGUUUGAUUUGUGUCAAUCUAUGAAGUAG
Messenger RNA from Capsicum annuum, 459 nucleotides. RefSeq lists its product as uncharacterized. Lineage: Eukaryota; Viridiplantae; Streptophyta; Magnoliopsida; Solanales; Solanaceae. The record is from RefSeq and is a predicted model, not a curated record. The coding region runs from base 1 to 459 and encodes 152 amino acids. The transcript has a single exon.